AUGAAGGCCUCGUGUGUCUUCUGGCUGAUCGCCUGCUUGGUUUUGGCAGCAGGCGUUGUCGCACGACCUGGGCCUCCUUCAGCCUCUCCUGAGCCUGAUUCCGGAACUCCCUCCGUCCCUGCCCUGCGUGAUGCGUCGUCGGAGAUAUAUCUUCCAGGAAGUUCCUCUGACGAAAAUCUGGAUGACGUAGUGUCCCUGGAUGGUGGCUUGGAGAACUCGGUCACCCCUUCAGGCAGUGAAGCAGAUCCCGUGGUUUCCAACGAUACGCUUGGUGAUUCGAUUAGUGAAUUUAGUGACUUCAAUGUUAGUGAAUCUUCUGGUGAUGCUGCUGAGAUUCACUUUUUGAAAAGUGACUCAGAUCGUCCUCCAAGCAAUGAAUCGGUGGAUCCACUAUCUUCGAAUGAGGAAUCUCUGUCCCUGGCCACGUUGCGUAAUGAAACAGAGAUCUUUGUGUCGACUACUAAUGAAUCUGUGGACCCGUCAUUCGCUAAAUUACCGGAAGUAAAUUAUACUCAAAGUGAAUCGCAAAAUCCCUCCCAAUCGCAGAAUUUAACUAUGGUCUACAUCCUAUCAUUCGGAGAAAAAGAAAACCCUGCUUCGUCACAGGAAGAUGCACAGGAUUAUUUAAUCAUGAACGAAAACAUGGAGGAGUCUGAUUCAAUGGAUAAGGAAGCUUCACAAGAUACAUCGGGUGAAUCUCUCUCUGCGCAGGUUCCCGAGAGCCAGAUUUCUUUCUUUGAUCAUUCUAAGGGCGGCAUUACAACCGACGGUGCUUCAGACAACCUAGUCGCAUUGUUCUGGGCUCCAGAAAACAUAGUGUCUACGCAUAUGUCGAGAGAGCGAUCAGUGUCCCAUAAUGCUUUUCCUGAGGCUUCUGGCACCUCUUAUAAUGCGUUACAAAAUCCUUCUACACCACAGAGUCUUCCGGGUAACCCAAUUCCUUUCCAGAAUGUUCCCGAUGACCACAAUUCGCCUCAGAUCAUUCCAGUUAAUCACGUCCUUUUCCUAAAUGACCAAGACGAUCAUAUACCUUCCCAGAAUCUGCCAGAAUACCCUAUCCAGGCACAUGAUAUGCUUUCAGGUCACGCUCUUUCACACAGUAUUUCUGGAGGUAUUUCCGCCUCGAAUGUACAGAUAAAUGCACCGAUAGAUCAUGAGCAAGGAAAUGCUCCAGAUGUUACUGUACAGAAUCUCUCCGACCAUGGCUUUUCACAUGGUACUUUUGAGGAUAAUGCUUCACACGCUGUUCAUGUUAAUGUCCCUUCAAAUACUGGCGGAGUUAGUGUCGCUUCACAUGUACUCCAAGCAGAAGUCCCUUUACAUUCUGCUCAGGUCGAUAUUGCUUCACACGUUCCUGAAGUUGGUAUCUUACACCAUGAUGAGCAAAUACCAGAUGCCCCUUCACAUAUUAAUGGUGAUGUUAUUUCACAUGUUAAUUCUAGGGAUAAUCCUUCACAGACUAUUCAAACUAGUGCUUCUUUAAAUACCGUCUCUUCACAUGCUGCUCAUGCUGAUGUCCCUUCUCAUAAUACUGAAUUCGAUAUUACUUCACAUACUUCUCAAGCUGAUAUCCUGUUCCCUGAAAAUCAAGUAGCAAAUGCCCCUUCACAUAUCAAUGCUGAUAUCGCUUCACCUAUUUCAUUUAAGGAGAACCCUUCGCAUGCUUUUCAAGGUAGUGUCCCGUUAAAUACUGUUGGAAUUAGUGUCUCUUCUCAUGAUGCUCAUGCUGAUGUCCCUUCACAUAAUACUGAAUUCGAUAUUAUUCCACAUAGCCCUCAAGCUGAUAUUCAAUUCCAUCAAAAUCGAGCAGCAGAUACUCCUUCACAUAUUAAUGUUGAUGUCACUUCACAUAGACCUCAAGUUAUCUCUUUGCAAAGUAGCAUAGUUAACGUCCCUUCUCAAAUUACUAAUGUUGAUGCACCUUCGCUUUUUACGCAGUCGGGUGACCUUUCACCUAAUGCCCAUCCUAAUAUCCUUUCUCGUGAUAGUAUAGAUUUCCCUUCACAAAUCACUCGGGUUGAAGGUCCUCCCCAUGCUACUCAAGGUGAUGUCCAUUCACAAGAUUUUCUCUCUGAUGUCCCAUUCCACGCCACUCAGACUGAUGUCCAUUCGCAGAAUAUUCCGGUAAAUCUUCCUUCUCACCACACACCUUUACAAGAUGACCUUUCUUCCCAGAGUGCCGCAGUAGACGAAGCCCCAGUUCAUAGCAUUUCAAACGUGAACAUUCCUUUACAGAGCGACACUGCAGUUCAUAACCUUCCACACAGAUUCUCUGACCAUGAUAUUUCUCAGCACAGUUUUUCUGAACACGAUAUUCCUUCACAUAGUCCUCCAGUAAGCCAUGUCCCUUCAGCUGAUUUCCCUGAACAUUUCCCAUCAGUUCAAAAUCCUGAGCAUUUCCCUUCAGACAAUAUUCCCGGAAGUCUUUUCCACCCUGAUAAUUUCCCACAAGAACAUGAACACAGACAUUCUGAUUUCCCUUCAAACAGUAUUUCUGACCACCAUGGCCCUUCACCUAAAAUCUUGAUAGACCAAUUUGCUUCAGAGAACGUUCCACUGAAUCAAGUCCCCUUACAUGGUCAUCAGAUCCAGUCAGCGAGUGGUCCCGUAAGUCAAGUCUCUUCCCACUUUGCAUCAGUAGAUAGCCCAGAAAUUAUUUCCGGAAGCCUCGUUCCACAUCAAAGCGAUCCAGUUGAUCAAGUCAACCCACAUGGCUUUACUGAGAGUCAUCCCUCGUCAUUUAAUAUCCAAGAACAUCAUGCAUCAUCCGUCAAUUCUCCAUCAGAUUUUGUUACGUCAUUUGAGCCUCAAAGGUUUUCUCCUCAGGUCGGUCACUCUAAUGCUCUCAGUGAUCUUAAUCCUCUACAAGGCGCUGCUCUACAAAGUCAUAUACAUACUUCUGACGGUAAACCUGACACAGCAUCCGUAGCUCCACAUAGAUUCGACGCUGCAACUCAUGCACCAUCAAGUUCGACCUUUACUCACGAUUCUUUUUCCCAUACUAAUGAGCAGAUUCCUCGCCACCCAUCACAGAAUGUCAAUGUCGUGAGUACCCCGACCCAUCAUAAAGCAAACCAUGACUCACUAGAAGGUAAUGCUUUCUUAGACACUGCCUCGACCCCAACAGUUCUCCAAGAUCAAUCACAUGAAGGAAUUUCCUCCUUUCCGAAACUCCUCGUUAAACCUGUACCCUCUAGUAACACCCCCUCUGAAGACAUCCCUUCACAUCAAAGUCUGCCACACUCUUUUCCCCCGCGCAUCACGCAUCACGAAACCCGAUCGGAGCCCAGACAGCACCAACACAUCCAGUCAGACCACCCACAAAGUGGCCAGUUUCAUCAAGCAUCUUCUAGAGGGCCGUCUUUUGGCUCUAAUGCACCGCCUGCAGUUCCAAACACAAUGGCUUUUGAUGAAGAAGACGACUCUAAGGAGGAGGGGAAGCCCGCUGAGUACGCCUUCACCUACGUCGCGCAGGACGAGAACACCGGCCACAACUUUGGCCACGAGGAGACCCGACAAGGGCACAGAACUCAGGGCUCCUAUUACGUCUCCCUCCCCGACGGCCGAGUUCGGAAGGUGAGCUACUACGUGGAGCCCAAUUCAGGCUUCGUGGCCAGGCUGAGUUACGAGGGGGACGUCAGCCACGACCGAGAGAACGACGAGAAACGUGAACAUCGCCCUGGAAGUCAGUUUGGCGAGCAAGAUUACCCGAGCGUUCCUGAGCAGCCUCCCGACGUUGCUUCGUAUCAAUGAUCCAUUCUGACAAUACGUCUUUUGUUGUGUUAUUUCUUUUUAAUGUGUUUCAUAUAAAACUCCUUACUGUAUAA
Penaeus vannamei (Pacific white shrimp) is the source of this 3827-nucleotide messenger RNA. Lineage: Eukaryota; Metazoa; Arthropoda; Malacostraca; Decapoda; Penaeidae. The record is from RefSeq and is a predicted model, not a curated record.